This is a messenger RNA of Cornus florida, 2899 nucleotides long. RefSeq lists its product as uncharacterized. Gene Ontology annotation, biological process: GPI anchor biosynthetic process. The transcript has 7 exons. Gene Ontology annotation, molecular function: GPI mannosyltransferase activity; alpha-1,6-mannosyltransferase activity. Bases 6 to 1301 code for a protein of 431 amino acids. The record is from RefSeq and is a predicted model, not a curated record. Gene Ontology annotation, cellular component: mannosyltransferase complex; endoplasmic reticulum membrane. Lineage: Eukaryota; Viridiplantae; Streptophyta; Magnoliopsida; Cornales; Cornaceae.
UGCAAAUGGCAUUCCUUUCCUAUCCUCACAUUUUUAUGAAACAAACAGACCCUUCAUUGGCAACAUUUCUCUCUUUCUUAAAUUCUCUCUAUGUACAGAGCAAAUCAAUGGCGAUCAAGUCCUUCAUUUACAACCCUGUCCAAACCCACCACACUAGCAUCGUUCUUCGAUCAGCAAUCGCGUCGAGACUCAUCCUCAUAACCCUAAUCAUCCUAUGGAGGUCUCUCUUUAGCCCCUACGACACCUCCGCAUCCGUAAACCCUAAUUGCCUAUUUUCCAACACCACCACCAACCACCCCAUUCGCCUCCCUCACAUCGCCUCCUCAAUCGAGGACAGUAUCGUAUGGGACAGUGUGUACUUCGUACGCAUCGCGCAAUGUGGAUAUGAAUACGAACAGUCCUACGCGUUCUUGCCUCUUCUUCCCAUUUGCAUUUCUUUGUUGUCUCGAACAGUUUUUGAGCCAUUGAUUCCACUUAUUGGACAUAGAGCUGUGCUGGGAUUAUCUGGCUAUGUACUCAAUAACACUGCGUUUGUUUUUGCUGCUCUUUGUCUUUACAGGCUAUCGCUUAUUAUUUUGAAGGACCCAGAUUCAGCCUUGCGAGCAUCAAUUUUAUUUUGCUUCAAUCCAGCUUCAAUAUUCUACUCAUCAAUAUAUUCUGAGAGUCUGUAUUCCCUGUUAUCUAUUGGAGGAUUAUAUUAUCUAAUGUCUGGUAAAAUUAAUUUUGCAACUCUUUUGCUUGCUCUCUCUGGAUCUGCAAGGUCAAAUGGGGUGCUUAAUGCGGGAUAUAUUUGUUUUCAGACUAUGCAUCAGGCUUAUGAUGCUAUCUUCCUCCGAAAGCAUGCUUUUUUGGCAGUCAAGGUUAUUACUGCUGGAGCUUUGCGUUGUCUGUGUACUUUUGUUCCGUUUAUUGCUUUUCAAGCAUAUGGAUACUACAAUAUGUGUCUUGGACAUUUUCCAGAUGAACUGAGGGCUUGGUGCAAGGCAAGACUUCCUUUACUAUACAACUAUAUUCAAAGUCAUUAUUGGGGAGUGGGUUUAUUGAGAUAUUUCCAACUAAAACAGUUGCCAAAUUUCCUGCUCGCAUCUCCCAUACUGUCUUUAGCGCUUUGCUCAAUCAUCCAUUAUGUGAAGUUGCAGCCUGAAAUUUUUUUCUCACUUGGUUUCCUAGCUUCUCCUGAGGAUAAAACCUCUUCUGCUGUGCUUAUUUCUUCGGGGGUGGAUGCAAGAUCAAACAGCACUUACUUUUCGAGAAAACUUUCUUCCAAAAUACAGAGAGGCAAAAAUAUAAUGUUGUACUGAAGCGCUUGGUGGGUAACCAAUCAUCACACUCUUCAUUGAUCGAACCACUUAGUUCAUCAUUUUUGCAUGGAUUUAAUUCUUCACAUUGCAAGUGGCUGAGCUGUAAAGAAUAAUUUGGGCACUGGUUGAACUAGAUUAUUUUUAUCCUGUACUUUUCAGUUUGUCAUUUAUUCCUUAUAGUAGCGCAUGUACCAUGAUGCUAUCAUGAAUGACAUUUUCAUGUUGGAAGUAUCCAAGUCUGCUGCCCAUUAUUUUAUCACCUACUAUAAUGUUUCCUUUAUUUUCUCCAGUGCAAUCAUUUCAAUUUUUUUGAUUUGAGAUUACAUACAAGAAUACCAUCUAAGAAAUUGAUUUUGUGGAAACAUCAAUUGAUAGAUAUGAAAGUCACAUUGAAUUUGCUUAACUGGCGGAUUUUCUGUGCAAUGUUGCUUCCAAGUUGUAUCAGUUAGAAAUCUUCUCUUCUGGUUUGAUAGAAGAUACUUGGGGAUACUUUUAUUUUCAGCGAUAUAUCUAAUUUCAGGUUUGGGAGAAAAUUUGAUGGGUAUGUAGGAUCAUGGCCUUUUUGUUUGAUUUGGUAUUUUUAUAAAGAGGUGAGUUUUUUAAAUUUUGGAGCAAUUCGGAGGGUCUAUGUUGAAGUGGUUGAUAGGUAUCGACAUAACAUUAUGUGUUUUUCCCCAUACACCUAACCUAUGUGAUUUUUAUUUCAGUCGAGUGCAUGAGUUAGCUAGUGCCUAUCCUUUCCUUUUUGUUUAUAGUUUAUUAGAGAUGAUAGGCAACACUAGGAAGUACAAAGUGUAAAACACCAAUUAGUUACCGAGAAAAACUUGGAAUCUUAUGACUGACUUUCUGAUCGUAUACCACCCUUCCCCUAUCGACUCCCCCAAGCCAAAUCUGUUAUAAUAUUCCAAGUUUUCAUUUAUUUUAGGGUAAAAUGCAAUAAACCCCCCCUGAUUUAUUGUCAUUUUGCAACAAACCCCCUUGAACUACAACACCCCCCCACCCAAAACUAUUAAUUUGUUACAAGAAAUCCCCUAAACUAUUGAUAUGUUGCAUUCUGGUAGGUGACUUGGUCGGAAAUAUUAAAAGAUUAGUUUACCCUUAAUUAAAACUACUUAGUUUUGAGAGUUAUACCCCUAAUUGAUGACGUGGCAGUUGAUAAUUUCAUAACCCAGUCAAAAUGACAACAACGCCAACCUUAAUCUUCAAAAAAAAAAAAAAAAAAACUUACUUUUGGUUAAAGGAUAACAGGCUUGUCCCCCCAAGCACAGCCUUAUGCCCUCUGUCACUGUUCAUCUUCUUCCAUACACAUGGUAUCAGGGUGUGGAUGGGGUGUUUAAAAGGUGUUUGGGUUUAAUAGUUACAAUAAUUGGCAUUAGUGUCUUUUCAAGUUCACAAGGGUAUUAUGGUCAUUAAAAUUAUAGCGUAUGUCAUGUGACCGUCAUGUAGUCACUGUUCCGGCAAGAUCUGACCGGAACAAUAAUAGAUGGGGCUAUCUGCAAUAAAAUGCAUAGUUUAGGGGGUUAGUUGCAACUUUAGUAGUUCAAGGGGUUAGUUGCUGAUUCCUCGAUAGUUCAGGGUUUUUUUUUUUUUUUUUUUUU